Molecule: messenger RNA, 2082 nt
Organism: Myripristis murdjan (pinecone soldierfish)
Lineage: Eukaryota; Metazoa; Chordata; Actinopteri; Holocentriformes; Holocentridae
Gene: poll
Product: polymerase (DNA directed), lambda
Exons: 9
Coding region: 87-1784 (565 amino acids)
Biological process (GO): double-strand break repair via nonhomologous end joining
Cellular component (GO): nucleus
Molecular function (GO): DNA-directed DNA polymerase activity; DNA binding
Source: RefSeq, a predicted model, not a curated record
CGGAAGUCAAACGUUUGACUUUAAAUUUUUGUGUUUUUCUCUCGUGAGUCGCUGUGAACAGGGGGCUUCCCCCUUCAACAGCCAAGAUGGAGCCUCGUCAUGGGAUCAUGAAAGCUUUCCCCAAGGUUAAAAGAGCCAAAGUGCUACAGGGAAAGGAUGAGCCCCCUGUAAAGAAGAAAUCUAAUGAGCCUGUCACAGGUGACACUUUCAGGGGCGUCACAGUCUACAUCCUGCCCACUGGAAUCGGGAAUGCCAGAUGUGAGAUCUUCCAGAGACAGAUCGAGCAGAAUGGAGGGCACACUGAGAGUUCCCUCUGUGCCAGUGUCACCCAUGUGGUCGUGGAUGACAGUAUGGACAGUGUCAGGGCCUUUCGCCUGCUAAAAGUGGAUUGCAUGCCCUCUGGAGUCCAGCUGGUGAAAUGCACAUGGUUGAGCUCAUGCAUAUCUGAAAAACGUCUGCUGGACGAAACGAGAUACAGCCUUCUUUUGCCUACAAGGGACACUGAAACACAACAGGAAAAUAUUAAAGAAGAGCUGCCCCAUGUCAUCCCCAGUACACAGAAAAGUAUAGAGCCACAGCUGGAACAGCCCAAGCAAGAAGAAACUAUAGAAAUGACAAACCCAGACAGCAAAGAGGACUCGAGAGAAGAAGACGGAGUCUCGCAGAAUGAGUUGGAGGCUCUGAUCACGGGUCAGCAUCCUAAAGAGGAGACUCCUGGCCACAGCCUCAAUCCCAGCUCAAACUCUGAACACAAGGAGACUGUUUCAGGGAAGUGGGUCUGUGCCCAGUCUUCUCAGACCAAAAGUAAUAACUUCAACAAGCACAUCACAGACAAACUAGAAGUGCUGGCCAAAGCCUACACACACCAAGGGGACAAGUGGAGGGCCCUAAGCUACUCUAAGGCUGUCAACGCACUCAAGAGCUACCACAAGCCUAUCACCUCUUACCAGGAGGCCUGUCAGAUCCCGGGGAUUGGAAAGCGCAUGGCUGACAAAAUCGAUGAGAUCAUGGAGAGCGGUCAUCUGCGCAAGCUAGAUCAUAUCGGGGAGGCUGUGCCAGUGUUGGAGCUUUUCAAUAAUAUCUGGGGUGCAGGAGCUAAGACUGCGCAGCUUUGGUACCAACAGGGAUUUCGUACUUUGGAGGACAUCCGCACAAAAGCCAACCUGACCGUCACACAGAAAAUAGGGUUGAAGCACUAUGAUGACUUUCUAGACCGAAUGCCCAGAGAAGAAGCAGCCGCCAUUGAGAAAGUGGUAAAGGAGGCUGUCUGGGCCAUAGACCCAAAGCUGCUGGCAGUAGCUUGUGGAUCCUACCGUCGGGGAAAGGCAACGUGCGGAGAUGUUGACGUGCUCAUAUCUCACCCUGACGGCAAGUCCCACAAAGGAGUCUUCAGCAAAGUGUUACAGACCCUCCAUCAGAGCGGGUUUUUGACAGAUGACCUCGUGAGCCAUGAGGAGAAUGGAGAGCAGAAGAAAUAUAUGGGCGUGUGCCGCUUGCCAGGACCCGGCCAACGCCAUCGCAGGCUAGACAUCAUUGUGGUGCCCUACAAUGAGUUCGCCUGUGCUAUCAUGUAUUUCACCGGGUCGGCACACUUCAACCGCUCAAUGAGGGCCCUGGCAAAGACAAAACACAUGAGCUUAUCAGAGCACUCGCUGAACAAGGAUGUGGUGCGUCAAGGUAGCCUGAAAGUGCACAACGGAUCUCCACUUCCGACACCCACAGAGAGCGACGUUUUUAACCUUUUAGGCAUCCCAUUCAGAGAACCCCAUGAGAGGGACUGGUGAUCAUUUGUCUGCCACUGUUACAGUGCUUUGUAUGUUUUUAUUAUACAUGUUAUACAUAUAAUGAUGAUGCAGAUGGUGGUGGUGAUGGUGGUCAUGAUCAUGAUGAUGACAAUGGAAACUAUAAUUAUGCUUGAACAUCCAACGCUAUUAAGGAUAUUUUACAGGGCAAAAGUUUUAAGAUUCCUGCUUGACUUGAAUGAUAACUUAAGUUUUUGAGUACAAACAAACUGAUACAGCAGCUGCUUGGUGUGUGUUUUAUAUGAUGAGUAAUUAUUGUAAUAAACACUACUAUAUGAUG